UGCUUCCCAGAUGGACACCUACACCAAAACAGGGAAGGUUUACCUCCAAUCAUACAAAACUGGCAAAAACUGGAAGACAGUGUUGUUGUCUCUGUUUGCCUCCAGCAGUAGAGAAGUGGGUCGACUGGAGAUCCAGAAUAUGGGAGGUGGUGGUGCAGAAGUGAAUCAUGGCACCGCAGUCAGGAGACACCACCAGCCUCCAGGGGAAAAAAAGCUGAAGGUGGUUCAACUGUCCAAGCUGAUCAGCGUUGUCAGACUGCCUUCAAACGCUGAGGCCUGCCCGAUGGAGAAAAUGUCUGCAUUUUGUGUGGAAACACAGGACAGAACAUUGGUGUUUGCUACACUCAAAGACGACUGUGUGGACUGGGUAAAAAAACUGUGUCACAGCAUGUUUCAGGGAGGAGGUCCCUCAGGCUCAAAUCAGCAUCAUUUGGAGGAGAACCAGAUAUAUGCCUCAUCAGAUGAAGAAUUCUGGGUUAUAGUUCAGAGGACGGAUGCAGCAACAAGUUGUGGUCUACAGGGGUUUGCCUGGCUGCAGGUGGGACAGGAGGCACUUCAGCUGAGAGAAACACAGAGAAAGAAGAUUGUCAUGGUGUGGCCUUAUGAACUGUUGAGAAGAUAUGGAAAAGAUAAGCUGACUUUAACCAUUGAAGCAGGGAGACGCUGUGACUCUGGUCCUGGAACAUUCACAUUCGAGACACCGCAGGCUGAGAAUAUAUUUUUCCUGAUCCAGAGCACCAUCAACCGAAAGACUUUAGCUAUUACAACAGGUAACCAAAAUCAAGAGGGGAAGAAAGUUAUCACAACAUAUAAACAGACCAACUGCCCUAUCCCCAAAAUACCUGAUAUGAUCGGUAUGGCUAUUGUGGAGAGGGACCUGAGGACAGAGGAGGGGAAAUGUGGAGCUCCAAAAGAGAGUGCUCCUAUUCAAGGAGAACUGGUUUCACAAUCAGAAUGUGGAUCAGCACAGCCAGCUCCUAUCACCCUCAUGUCUCUGCCAUUGGUUCCCACAAAUGAGAGCCUCUGUGGAGGUCAUCAACAUUGCCAAUCAGACCCUGUAUAUGCUGACCCAGCAGAAUGCAUUCAGUCUGUAUCAAAACUACAACUGUCCUUGGCUCUGUAUGUGGACCCUGCAGUUGUUCUUCCACUCAAACCCCCCACUUCAAGAGCAACUGUUGCUCCCCUUCCUGGCUCCUCAAUGUCUCAUACUUGCUUUGACAUGGAUUACCCAGAUUCAGUUUACUCAGAGGUUUAUGACAGAGUUGGUCCAGUCCAAAUUAAACAUCUCAUCACCCAGGGCAGAGAAAAUACAAAGUGUUUUACAGAUGAUGACGACCCCAUUUAUACUGAGCCUUUGAAUGAGAAGGAGAAGAUCUUACAUAAUACUGAAAACACACAUGACCCAUUUGCCCACCUGUAUGCUCAAGUAUGCAAGUCAACUUGUCCCUCAACAUCCUCUAUCACCACCCCUCCCUGCUCUGCUCCCUCUUAUGCUGUUACUGGCAACACAUCAGAAACAAAUGACAUGGACCUGGCACUUGAUGAUGUCAUAAUUUAGGUAAUCAUUUUCCAGGGGUGGGAAGUAGCGAAGUACAAAUACUUUGUUACUGUACUUAAGUAGAUUUUUCAAAUAUCUGUACUUUGCUUGAGUAUUUAUUUUGUUGACGACUUUUUUCUUUUACUCGAUACAUUUAAACACAAGUCUCGGUACUUUCUACUUCUUAUAUUCUUGGCUCGUAACCUGAGAAGCAGAAGUUGGCGCAACGCGCGCCUUUAUGCACGGCUAACCUCUAUCUCGUUCAUUCGCCUGCCCGCUGCCUCGGGAGAUGAAUAGGCUCGGCGGUGUUUGCCGUCGGGGGGCAGCGCAAGACCCAAAGCGUCCGGAGGUUGGUUGGUCGACCGGGGUCGAGAAGGCCAUCCCGGUAAUGAUCCCUCUGCAGGUUCCCCUUCAGAAACUUUGUUACGAGUUUUACUUCCUCUAGAUGAUCAAGUUUGAUUGUCCUCUCGGCACUCAGCCUGGGCUGGACCAAAUCUGACAGAGCCGAUCCGAGGACCUUACCAAACCAUCCAAUAGGUAGUAGCGAUGUGUGUACAAAGGGCAGGGACUUAAUCAACGCACGCAUAUUCCCCAUCCAUUUAUUACCUUUAGAAUAAUACAGGGGCUCAUGCAGGAAAUAAGUUCAGUUCAGCCUUUCUUAUUCUGUAUGAAAUUUGACCUGCAACUAAACUAGACUGUGUCCAGUGAUUUGUAUCUUCUGUGUAGGGGAGAGCAGGGUAAUGUGGGACAUUUUUUACAUUUGCUCCAUUCUAGGUGAGCUAAAAUGAUAUAUCAGUAAAAUUUACACAUUUCCCAUUAAUUCAGGAUGUUUUCUAGCAAUGGAAAUGAUCAGAUCUCUUGCACACCCUAGCUUACCUGCACAUUGUUUCUCUGUCCAAUUGGCAGGGACAGGGAUAUUGUUUUUCUCUGCCUAUUCAAAUGCCAGUUCACGGCACUUAACUGGAGCAAGGCCAUGGAACUGGUCAGCUAGUUGUUUCAAGUGUUUGGCAAGCUCCUCCUCCAUCUCAUCUGUGAAUAUUAUUUUUACCUCAGCUACUGCACCCCAGUAGCCUGGAUGCCAGACGAACUUAGCCCCGCCCACAAAAUUUGAGGUCGGGAAGUUCGGUCUAGAGUCACUCCGUUGGGGAGAAAUUAUGCCCGGACCAAUCAGAUUGUCAGGGCGGGCUUUAUACGAUGAUGGACAGAUGAUCAACGGUAACGUAAUCAACCACGUCAUCAAAGUGCCCUUGGGUUGAAUUCUUUUUCAACAAACAUGCCUGCCACUGGAGAGCUGAGAUGUGUAGAUGCUGCCAUUGAGUCUGUUUUAGAAGACAUCUACAGCGCAUUCAUUGUGAAAGAGGAACACAGAACGUGGAGGCGACACCAAAGCACCACGAUAAUCCCUAUCGCGCCGGCGCUUGGCUGUUCACACCGGACACUGAAGUGACGCUGAACCGCCGGGCAGCGCUAAUAAUAUCACCCGUUGAUCCAGUAGAUUAAAAGCAUAUACUUACUUAUUGCUCCAACAUUAAGCAACAGCGUCCCAACAUUUGUCUUUCUUGGUGUUGUCUUUAUACAACAUGUUCCGAGGAUCAUACAACUCACUGCACUUCUCCACUUCAAUUAUUAAUUUAAUGUCAUCCAUGUUGAAGAACUUCUCCGCUGUUCUAUGUGGAGAAUACGUAGUCCCCCCCCUCUCUCUCUUUUUAUCUGUAUCACUGCUUGUGUGGCUGUAGUGGAUGGGCAGAGGGGGACAUUUAAUAAUGUCAUUGGUCAAAUUAAAACUCCAGGACAACAGAAGGGGACUUCAAAGUAUGGGAUGCAUAUUUGAUCAUUUAUAUCAUAUAAAAUAUGUCAUCAAUAUAGUUUAAUAUCGUUUUUCAGUGUGUUUCUUGGUGAGAUACACUCGAGUCAAGCGCAAAAAAUAGACUCGACGCCGAAACGAUCGCUGCACGGCGCGAGGCAGCCUUCGCGCAGUGCAGCAUUUCAGCCUCUUGUGUGACCCACACAAAGUUUUAACAUGGGAGUGUAUGGGAGCCAGCUGUUAUUUAAGGCUUGACGCUGCGCUGAAGGGUCACUUCGGCAUCGCUUCAGCGUCCGGUGUGAACCCGGCAUUAGUAAAUAACUCACAAUGCGUUGCUUAGCAUACGUCACAUACUACGUUGCUCUGAUUGGUUAUAGGUCUAUCCAAUUGACCGAAAAGGAAUUUUAUUUCCUGGACAGUUGAAACACGUCCGAUAAUCACAGCCCAAUGGAGCGGUCUCAGACUCACAUUCUGACUAGAAUUGUGAGUCUGACAACGUCAGGCUAGCACCCCAGGCUACUGAUUUUAUUUUCCCUUUCUCUUUUUUCUUUAUGAAUCUUGUAGGGUUGUCUUAUCAAUAUUUCUAUCCCAUCCAGCUUUUCUGAAGGACUUCUUUCCUUGCAUGACCUCAGCGGCUACACUCUCCAUCUCUGCGAGGGGUGGUUGGCCCCAGGUUUUCCUCCUGGUGUAUAAUUUCUUGGCAUGAUGGCUUUUCCACAAUGUUUAUGACUUUAAAAAUAAAACAUAUAUAAUGUAAUAUAACACUUAACUUGUGCUUCAUGGUGCACAGCAUUUGUCCCACUUUACCCCUCAGCCACCGUUUUAGAAAAAACAGCAUCUCUUAGCAAUUCAGGCUAAUCUUCAGCUAGCAUCAAUCACAUGUUUUUUUAUGUUGGAAGUUCACCAACAUGUAUGAUACAAGUUUUUCUACCUGAUUUAAUUUGUUUUGAUUAAGUUCAAAGCAGGAAAAUUUACUUUUACAUGCAAAAAAAACACAUUUUUUUGAAAAAGCAUACUUUCCACAGCACCAGCACCAACUUCUCCUUCAUGGCAAGGGGGGAAUGGGAGGCGCUUGAAAACAUAAUGGUCAAAUGACCACAAAUGUGUUCCGUUGCAUAGACACAGGGGAUGUCUCACAUUACCCGAUGUCCCACAUUACCCCGCUCUCCCCUACUAGCACUGUCCAGGUUGUUAACAAAAGGGUUAAAAAAUCAUAUUUUGUGUGCCUAGAACUUGUUUAUUUUUGCUGAGUUAUCAUGAGGGGCGUUGUGUAUCAUUCCUGCUACUGAUAAGAAAGUGAAUGGUUCAUGUUUAGUGAAAUUUAAAGAAUUUUUGUAGUGUUUAUAAUCUGGUCUAUUAGUGUUCUGAGACACUUGCAUAUUCUGUUGUGUUGGUUCUUUGUUUUCCCUAGAAGUUCAGAUACACUAGUCCAUUACUAUUUGAACCUCAGCAUCUGUUAUAAUUGAACACUUGAAAUAAAUCCUGAAGAGAACAAUUUUGGGUUGUUUUGUGUCUGUAUAAACCUACUAUAAAAAACACCUAAGUGAAUGCAUUUAAAAUGGUGGUACUUGUACUUUUACUUUUGAUACUUAAGUACAUUUCAACACCAGAUCCUUUAAUAUGAGCUACUUUAAAGGGGACAUAUAAUGGAAAUUCCACUUUUGUAGUGCUUCCACACGUAAAUUUGGGUAUCUGGCAUGUCUACCGACCCAAAAACUCUGGGAAAAAUGGGAAAUGGGAGUCUCUUUUACAUGGCCUUGGCCCGCCUCCCCCCACACUCAUUAUAGAUAUGAUACUUGCCAACGCACUUCACUUUGUUUUUGCAAACCUCGGAUACACCUGGAAUAGCUAGCUAGCAGCAUGAAGCAAAUUAAGCACUCAAGAUGCGCUGUGGUCGGCUGCACAGAUCCGCUCAGAUCUGUACAUAACGUCCCAGCCUCAGAAGACACUAGAGCGAAAGGGAAUAAAUUCAUAUUUAUAGUGCCUCUAAAAAGAAAAAUGUCAAGCAUAGUAAAUUAGCUUUGUGGUAUAAUUCCCAGACAAAUGAGUUAAAACAAUUAUCAAGAUAACUAGAAAGAAAGUGGCGCUCUAGCAACCAUGUUGAAACUCUCAUAGACUGGAAGAAUAGUGUUUAAGAAUAUAAAAAAGGCUCUCCACAAAGCAAGAGCUGCCUACUAUUCAAAACUAAUAGAAGAGAAUAAAAACAACCCCAGGUUUCUCUUCAGCACUGUAGCCAGGCUGACAGAGAUUCACACCUCCACCAAACCCAGUAUUAAUCGAUUCCUAACUAGCAAUAUCUUUGUGAUCUUUUUUAACGAUAAAAUUCUAACUAUUAGAAAUAAAAUCAUCCAUCUCCUGCCCUCAAUUAGCACUUAUAACCUUCCAACAACAGAGAUCUCAGAAACGGCUGAGAAUUCUUCCCAUUACUUGGUAAACUGAUCACCCGUGAUCAGUUUACCAAAAUAAUCUCAGGUUCUAAACCAACAACCUGUAUUUUAGAUCCCAUUCCUAUAAAAUUACAUAAAGAUAUUCUGCCCCUAAUUGAUAGUUUAUUACUUAACAUCUGUCAUUAUCAUCAGGUUAUGUACCACAGUCUUUUAAAAUAGCUGUAUUCAAACCCCUACUCAAAAAACCCACCCUAGACCCGGAGAUUUUAGCCAAUUACAGGCCAAUAUCUAAUCUCCCCUUCAUGUCUAAAAUCUUUAAAAAAGUUGUAGCCAAUCAGCUGUGUGAGUUUCUCCAGGAAAAUAAUAUAUCUCAGUACAGCAUUCAACACAAUUGACCAUAACAUUUUAUUACAAAGAUUUAAACAGUUAAUUAACAUUAAUGGAACCACCCUUACAUGGUUUAAAUCUUAUUUUUCUGAUCUCUCCCAAUUUGUGCAUAUUAAUGAUGAGUCAUCUGUGUGCACCAAAGUUAACCAUGGUGUUCCACAGGGCUCUGUGCUGGGCCCAAUUUUUUUCCCCAUUAUAUAUGCUUCCACUAGGAAGAAACAUUAUCAGGACACAUUCUGUAAAUUUCCACUGCUAUGCAGAUGACACCCAGUUACACUUGUCAAUAAAACCUGGACAAAGUAAUCAAUUAACUAAACUUCGAGCAUGUCUCAAGGACAUAAAAAACCUGGAUGACCCGCAGUUUUCUCUUAUUAAACUCAGAUGAAACAGAGAUUAUAAUACUUGGCCCCAAACACCUUAUCUAAUGAUAUAGCUGCACUAGACGACAUCGCCCUUGCUUCCAAUGAAACAGUCAUGAAUUUCGGAGUGAUCUUCGAUCCUGAUUUAUCCUUUAAUAAUCACUUAAAACAAAUUUCUAGGACAGCCUUUUUCCACUUGCGUAAUAUAAAAAAAUGUACUUUCGUAAAAAGAUGCAGAAAGACUAGUCGCCUUGUUACAUCGAGACUGGACUAUUGUAAUUCAUUAUUAUCAAAGAAAGCACAUUUCUCCAGUAUUAGCAUCGUUAAUUUUGGAAAGCUUCCGGUAACUUCCCAUGGGAAUAUUCAGCUUGGGAAUUAGGGUAUUUUGAAAAAAAAAAUACACGCAAAUUAAACGCUGAGCAAUAAAAACAUCAUUCAAAACUCUAUUUUUGUCACACCGUGGUGAGGUCUGUCUUGUCUUGGGUUUUUGUCUCGUAACUUCCUGUUUUAUUUUGAAAUCCUAACUCACCUCUCGUUUCAGGUCACUUGCCCUUCCUCAUGUGUCACUGAUUCCGGAUUGUUUCCACCUGUUCCCUUCACCCUCAUGUGCUUAUAGUCUGCGUCUCCCUUUUGUCUUGGGCCGAAGUGUUUCGUUCUUGUUCGUGCACCUAAGCCCUUCCACAGCCUUAGUCGUAUAUCUUGAUCUGUGCUACGCCACGUAAGUUGUUUUCUGUUUCCUCUAUGAGAGUGACUUUUGGUUUGUUAAAGUUUUCUAGUUUAGCUUCUUCUAAGCCUUUUCUUUUGUCCCGUUUUCAUGGUUUGGUUUUCCUCCUUCAGGAGCGCUUUUGAUUUCUUGUGUAGCUUUUUGUUUUGACCUCCUUCAGGAGCGAAUUGUGUUUUAUAACCUCCUUUUUUCUAGUGAGUGUUUAGAAUAGAUAAAGUGAGUUUUUUCAUAGCCCGAUCUAUUGUCACUCUGCAUAGAGGAACUGAUUCCAAUAAAGUGCUGGCACGUGAA
Platichthys flesus (European flounder) is the source of this 7489-nucleotide messenger RNA. Its product is annotated as docking protein 3-like. Bases 11 to 1558 code for a protein of 515 amino acids. The record is from RefSeq and is a predicted model, not a curated record. Gene Ontology annotation, biological process: cell surface receptor protein tyrosine kinase signaling pathway; positive regulation of MAPK cascade. NCBI's taxonomy places the organism in Eukaryota, Metazoa, Chordata, Actinopteri, Pleuronectiformes, Pleuronectidae. The transcript has 7 exons. Gene Ontology annotation, cellular component: cytoplasm.